Messenger RNA from Pyrgilauda ruficollis (rufous-necked snowfinch), 2025 nucleotides. RefSeq names its product fukutin related protein (gene FKRP). NCBI's taxonomy places the organism in Eukaryota, Metazoa, Chordata, Aves, Passeriformes, Passeridae. The record is from RefSeq and is a predicted model, not a curated record. Gene Ontology annotation, biological process: protein O-linked glycosylation via mannose. The coding region runs from base 417 to 2021 and encodes 534 amino acids. The transcript has a single exon. Gene Ontology annotation, cellular component: Golgi apparatus.
UUUGGGAUUCUGGGGCAUUUUGGGGGUUUAUAGGGGAUUUUUUGGGUUUUUUGGGGGGUCUUUGUAAGGCUAGAGAGGAUUUUGGGCAGUUCAGAAGAUUUUCCGGGGUGGUCAUUGUGUGUUUAUAGAGAAUUUUGGGAGUUUUAGGGUUCUUUGAUGGAUUAGAGGAGAUUUUGGGGGGGUUUAGGAUUUUUCGGGGGGAUGCUUGGAAGAUCGCAGGGCAUUUUUUUAAUUACAACCCCUCAUUAACAACUCAUUAACACCCCCACCUCCACAGCGCCACCGCGUGGUCACCGCUGGUAUCACCACCACCCAACCCAAUUGCUAUCCCCACCAAUUACUUGACUCCAAAUCAACAAAUUACCCCACCCAUGAACUAAUUAACCACCCAACCCAUUAAUUAACCAACCCGCACCAUGAGAAUCACCCCCUGCCAAGCCGCCCUGGCCGCCGCCAUCGCUCUCAACCUCCUCCUCCUUCUCUGCUCGCGCCUCCUCCCCGGCGCGUCCCCGGCGUGCCGCCGCUCCCGGCGCGUCCCCGACGGCGUCCCCGGUGUCACCGUCAUCCUCCGCGACUUCGACGGCCCCGACCACGACGUGGCCGCCACCGCCCGUUCCUUCGCCGCCCUGCCGGGCGUCCCGGUGCUGGUGGCCGCCGAGACGUCCCCGUACCCACCGGUACCGCUGCCCGCCGGCGUCGCCGUGCUGUCGCUGCGUCCGGAGCCUCACCGGCCGCCGCCGCGGCCGGAGCUGGCCGUACGGACUCGCCACGUGGCUUUGGUGCCGGACGGCGCCCGCGCGGCGCCCGGGCUGCUGCGGCGCAUGAGGGACGUCCUGGAAGCCGUCGAGGACGGCGGCGUCAAAGUGGUGGCGGCGGCCGUGGGGCGGCGGCGGCCGCGGUGUUUGAGCUUGGAGGUGGACAUCAAGGCGUGGACGGCGCGCUACGGCCACGCUGACCGACGGAGUGACCAGCGUGGUGACAAUCACGGUGACCAGCAUGGUGACAAUCACGGUGACCAGCGUGGUGACAAUCACGGUGACCAGCAUGGUGACAAUCACGGUGACCGCUGCGGCGCUCUGGACGGAGCCCCGGCCGUUCUCCUCCUCCGGACACGCGACCUCUUCUCCCUGCCCUUCCCGCUGACCCGUCCCGUGGUCACCUCGCUGUCCCUCCAGGCCGCCGCUCGCGGCUGGCGCCUCCUCCUGCUGCCGGCCUCCUUCCCUCUGGCGCCGCGGCCGCCUCCGUCGCCGCACGACCAGCGGAGAGCCCAAACCGCGCUGGAAUCUCAACGCCGGACGCUGCUGGAUCUCUUCGGCAUCAAGCUGGAGGUGCUGCCGGACGGCUCGCGGCGCUGGCACGGCUGCGCCAAGGACACGCCGCGCUGUUUCGGCACGGUGCUGCGCCAGACCCCCGAGUACCUGCUGGCCGGGCGCUGGACGCCGCCGUGCUGCCUGCGGGCGCUGCGUGCCACCGCCCGCCACGUGCUGGCCCAGCUGGAAGCGGCCGGAGUGCGGCACUGGCUGGAGGGAGGGACCCUCCUGGGCGCCGUCCGCCUCGGGGACAUCAUCCCCUGGGACUACGACGUGGACGUGGGGAUUUACCGCGACGACGUCCCCAAGUGCCGCUGGCUGGCGGCGGUGGCGGCCACGGGCCGGCCGGUGGAGGACCCUCAAGGUUUUUUUUGGGAGAAAGCCACCGAGGGGGAGUUUUACCGAGUUCAUUUCAGCCGUUCCAACCGGCUGCACGUGGAUCUGUGGCCGUUCUACGUCCGGCCCGGCGGCGCCGCGGCCGUGAUGACCAAGGACACGUGGUUGGGUCACCGGCAGGACGUGGAGUUCCCCGAGUCCUUCCUGGUGCCCCUGGGCACCGUGACGUUCGCGGGGGUGGCGGCCAAAGCGCCCAACGACCCCCGAGGGUUCCUGGAGCUCAAAUUCGGGCCCGGGGUGAUCGAGAGCCCCGAGUACCCCAACCCCGGGGUCAGGAGGUUGGCACAGGACGUGGGCAAUAAAACAUCACGGUGACAUC